AUGGGUGUGCGGCAUUUCUUCCUCGCAACGGGGCGUACCUUCCACUACGACCAUCCACAGAUUCGCAUGCUUCUCAAGGGCAUAAGCCGGCGUGAUACACUUCCCCAGCGCAAGGCCCCAGUGUCCAUCCGUCUUCUAGAAGCCUGCUUUACACGCCUGAGCCUCCGGAACCCUGCGGAUCAGACUCUAUGGGGGGCACUGUGUAUGUCGUUCUUCUUCCUCUUCCGCCGGUCAGAGAUCGUGUCUGUGAGCGCUGGUCGAUUCCGCUGGUUUGCAAUCCGGGCGUUCGAUGUAGCGGUGCUCGACGCCGGCGACGUGCCGACCUUAGACCCCAUCCAAGCAGCUUCAGUUCACGUGAGACUGAGAGGCUCAAAAACGAACCAGCGAGGGUCUCCUUCUCUACGAAUGCUGCGGCGCUCCGGACACAAGUCUCUGUGCCCUGUUUUAGGUGCUCUGUUGAUGCUCAAGGCCCAUGGAUCAUUACCCAGUUAUGUGCCGAUUGCAGUCUACGAGAACGGAGACGGCCGCCUCGGCGAGGUAUCCGCCAAUGGAGUAGCCAACACAAUCCGCACCGCGCCGGUCUCAAUUGGCCAUGACCCUUCCAAGUUUAGCACACACUCACUUCGCUCGGGCGGGGCCACACACAUGUAUCGGGCUGGUGUCGAUGCCCUCACCAUCCAGUUUCACGGCCGGUGGGUGUCCGACACAUUCAAGAUCUUCACUCGCAUAUGCAGCGAGUCUGUGGCCAGCCUGGCGUCCAACAUGAUUCGCGGUUCUCAGGCCGUCUCGACCUUACCGUAA
This is a messenger RNA of Phytophthora sojae, 801 nucleotides long. RefSeq lists its product as hypothetical. The transcript has a single exon. The coding region runs from base 1 to 801 and encodes 266 amino acids. The record is from RefSeq and is a predicted model, not a curated record. Gene Ontology annotation, molecular function: DNA binding. Gene Ontology annotation, biological process: DNA integration; DNA recombination. Lineage: Eukaryota; Oomycota; Peronosporomycetes; Peronosporales; Peronosporaceae.